Molecule: messenger RNA, 3366 nt
Organism: Fulvia fulva
Lineage: Eukaryota; Fungi; Ascomycota; Dothideomycetes; Mycosphaerellales; Mycosphaerellaceae
Exons: 1
Coding region: 1-3366 (1121 amino acids)
Cellular component (GO): nucleoplasm
Molecular function (GO): protein binding
Source: RefSeq, a predicted model, not a curated record
AUGAAUGGUAGCACUUCACCAGACCCGCUCACCGCCGAGGCAUAUGCAUCUGUGUCCUCUGGCCGGGAUGAGAUCGCCGUCGCGAAGCCCAAUGGCGUGCGCAGCCCGGACAACAACGCCCAUGUCGCCGCGAAGAGGCUCAAAUCGUCACCUCCCAGGCCAGCAUCCAGUGGGAAGGGCGCGUCUCCUCGUCUGAAAGAUGCGUCGCCACGGGACCAGCGGCCAGUAGCGGACGGCGACGAUGAUGCUGCUGGAGAGUCAGAGGCCGAAACACUCAUCGACAGUCCGGUCAAGAAGAAGCAGGAGGCAGAGAAGCAGAACAACGCGCCCAAGGCUGACCGACCUCUGAAACAUCGCAUUGGCAGCCUGCCUGUGCCGAGCGGGAACGACGACGAGGAUGACUCUGCGAACGUGUCGCCUGCGCCCAGCACCUCAGUGAGCGUCGAGCAGACGACGUUGACUCGAGAGGCCAAGGAUGAAGAUAUGAAGGACGACAGCGACAAAGACGCCGACGGCGAAAGCGACACUGGAUCCUUGAGCGACCCGGACUCAGAGGCAUCGGACGCGCCGUCGCAGAGGUCUUUGAACUCGCGUGCGGCAUCAGAACGACCGGACUACAACCGCCACGAUGCCCACUCCCCCAACCCACGGAAACGCAAGCAUCGUGCUUCAUCAGUCAGUCUUCCCAACAAGCGACCAAGCCUCAAUACGCCCAAACGUAGGCUUCGUGGACUGCAUUCGGAAGAGGUGGGUCGAUCUGAGCAAUCACUGUCACCCAAGCUGCGCAGCCAUCGUCGAGCAGUCUCCACGCAGUCAGCUUUCAUGGACGGUUCCAUCGAAGGGGGAGCAAAUCGAAAACGACGAGCUGGCACACAAGGACCCGUGAAGGAGUCCAAGUUGAUCAAGGGAUGGGAGGAAGAGUCGGUAUCAUCAGAAACUACUUCUCAUGGACACGAUCCUCAGCGACCACGACGAGGGAUUGGCAGAUCGACGUCUACACCUGGCAGACCGGCUGGUCGCAAGCCUAAGCCUCAUGUGAACAAGUACGGUUUUACCAGGUUAGCGGAGGCGUGUGAGGCGAACGAUCUUGAUCUGGUGAAAGAGUGGAGAGAAAAGGACCCGGAUCAGUUGGAGCUCGCCGAGUUUGCUGGUAACAAGCCUCUGCAGAUCGCGGCUCUCAAUGGUAACGUCGAGGUAGUCGACUAUCUCAUCGACCAGGGAUGCCAGAUCGACUGCGCGAAUGUGGACAAGGAUACACCUCUGAUCGAUGCAGCGGAGAAUGGGCAUUUGGAUGUUGUAAACAGCCUCUUGAGAGCUGGGGUCGACCCUCUGCGACAAAAUCUGAAAGGUCAACAAGCGCUGGAUGUGGUAACGGAUGACACCGACGAUGCUGACGAGAUUCGAGCGGCUUUGCGACAAGCCAUCGACAAGUGGAAUAGUACAGGUGCGAAGCAGAAGCGUGAAGAGGAAGAAGAGAUGCGCCACCGAGCUGGACCGUCUAAAGAGUUACAUUUCAUGGCACGCACCUACGAGAAUCUUCUCAGGCUGGUACAGAUUAACGAUCGCACUGGCGUCAGGGAAUUCCUGGAUGCUCGAGUAAUGGUGGACAAUAACGUAGUGGCUGCAGCCGCAAAGACUGGGGACACCUACCUGGUAAAUAUGCUACUGGCUGAGAUGACGGAGAAGAAAGCUUUGCAGAAACCUGAGAAACCGCUGCUCAGCGUCUUGGGCACGUCGCACACGGAAAUGGUGCGAUCACUUACGGAGCUGGACAAUUUCAACCCUCUCUGGCGCAAUAGACAAGGCAAGACCUGGCCAGAAAUCGCUGAGGAGAGGCACGGACCCAACUGGCGUGAGGAGAAAGAGUUAUUGGACCGCCUUUAUGAUCAAAGCGCUGCUACGAAGGAGCGACGCAGCUCCAGUCCUGUCACUAAGAGGGACAGUGGAAAGCGGCGAUUUGCUCAUCGUGCUCCUGAUGAAGAGGAGGACAGCGAUGAACAAGAGCAGGCACCUAGGCGCAAGAAUGGGCGGAAGCUCAUGUCGAAGAAGGAUCUACGUGCCGCUCGAGGACAAGCAGCUUCCGAUGAAUCAUCCUACGAAUCGAGUUCGGAAAUACCCACACCUGCGGAGCCUGUCGAGGAAGUUUCAAUGAAGCCUCCUGAAAGUCCAGCUACUAAGCGCACUCCCACACGUUCAAGAACGAAAAGCUUUUCAGCACAACCCACAGAAUUACCAUCGCCCAGGACACGAAGAAGAUCUUCAUCAUUCCGCGGCAUGAUCGAGCAGCCAUUAUCAACCGUGGAAGAGAAUAUGGAGGAUAAGGCGGCCGCGGAGAAGCAGCGACAGGAUGAAGACAGGCGUGCAGCAGAAGUAGCGCAAGAGCUCGAACUGAAGCGGAAGCAGGAAGAGGCCGCGGCAGCAGAAGUCGCUGCAAGACGAGCUGCGGAAGAAAAAGCACGUCAAGCGGAAGAGGACCGUAUGGCAGAAGAAGCUCGCCGGGAAGAAGAGAUGCGCCAAGCUGAGGAAGCUAGAAUCGCCGAUGAAGAGCGCACUCGACAACUCGCAGAGCAGCAGCGAAGAGACAAAUCGAAAGACAAGCAUCGUGCUGACAUACUAGCCGGCUUACCGAAGGCAAUUUCAUAUGUGCUCGACCCAAGAACCGACUUCGACAUUGAGAGCAAGAGAGGCAAAAGCCACAUAUGGCGCUACUUCACCAGAAUUCAAGUAUUGAGCGAAGAGGAAUAUGACCCCCUGGCGGAGUGCUCAGAUACCAACAUACCGACUUAUUGGGUCCCGAACGUUCUGGUAGCUCCAUUACUCGGGCCAGCUGGGAUAGAGCUCUUCGUCCAUGGCGACCACGAAUCUUUUGCCGACAGCUUGGCGGGGAAGUGGCUCACGAAGGACUUUCCGAUGAAGAGACUACCCCUUCUCAAGACUUUCAUGGACAUUUUACCUCCACCUGGGUUUGAAAUUCAACCCACAUUUGACGAGACUGGCCGAUCUUUACUCAGCAAGCAGGAACAAGCACAGAGGACAAGAAGUCUGCUGGAGGGUGUUGCAGCGGCGAAGCGGGCGCUCACGGCAGGUCCAGCAUCGCUGAGAUAUGUGCGCUUGGAGGACGUUCUCGCGAAUAUACAUCCUUCGCUGAACGGAUACAAGGUCGACAUUCGCUUCGACCACCUACCCUUAUCAAUCAGACCUCCGCCAGCCAAGGAUGGCUUCCCCGGCGGGAUAGGACGAGAGCCUCAGGCCAGGACCUUCACUGUUGGCAGUACACCAAACGUCAGCGAGUUUCUGUGCAGGCCCAUAAGGCGCAAGCGUGACCCUGCGAACAUGACAGAUGUAAGGGUAGUUCAUGAGAAGUAG